GAGGGUGAGUGCGCUGGCGCUGGCCACAGCGCCCAGCCUAGCUCCCCGCCAGCUUUCCUAGCCCCCGCCUGCGGGAGCCGCCCUCCCGUGGGACCAGCACCCUCAUCUCCGCAAGGCAAGCCUGAAUCCUGCCCCUGCCAUCUCGCCACUGCAGUGUGGGUCCGGAAAGGCACCAUUUUGUCGCGGCUGCCCGCUCUCCCAAGGGGAGGAGGGCUCUCCUUUUUUGCAUUUUGGAGCCGCUGCCUACCAAAGGAACCUGUUGGGCAUCUCCCCAGCCCCGCUUGGGAGCGCCUCCUGGGCGGUUGGGCAGGACCAGACCCCUCGUGGGGAACACAGUGCUUCCUGGUACCCGGAGGCAGAGGAGGCAGGCACAGCAUCCUCGCUGGGAAUUGGAGCUGAAGUGAGCGCACCGUGCGGGAGGAGCCACCGCAGCCUCGGAGAACGGAGUGGAGGAGGUGACAGCUCCAUUGCCGGGUUUUUAUUUUCUUCUCUCUCCGCCUCCCCGUCUCCUCCUCAGGCUCGGACCAUGGUGCAGUCCCACUGGCUCCCCUGCCCCCCUCUCCUGUGAGACUGGCUGCGGGGUGGGAUCAUGGAUACUUGUCUGCCGGCUUCUGGUUCCCACGCAAGUAAGCCUGCUGUCAAUGGAGGAGGACAUUGAUACCCGCAAAAUCAACAACAGUUUCCUGCGCGAUCACAGCUAUGCGACCGAAGGAGCCAAGAGAAACCCCCGAGAGAGAGAAUAGUGGCACAAUAAUGAAGCAUGAAUUACCCAGAUGAAAGCAUCUAUGGAAGCAAAGCUGACAUUAUCUCUACGGUAGAAUUCAACCACACGGGAGAGUUACUAGCGACAGGGGACAAGGGGGGUCGGGUUGUAAUAUUUCAGCGAGAACAGGAGGUGCUUGUGGAGGAGCGAACUCCAGCUGUUGUCUUGGGAUCUCUCCUCCGGGUGUUGAAAUUCAAUCUCCCUUCAUUUCAGAGUAAAAACCAGGUUCAUCGUAGGGGUGAAUACAAUGUUUACAGCACAUUCCAGAGCCAUGAACCCGAGUUCGAUUACCUGAAGAGUUUAGAGAUAGAAGAAAAAAUCAAUAAGAUAAGAUGGCUCCCUCAGCAGAAUGCAGCUUACUUUCUUCUGUCUACCAACGAUAAAACUGUGAAGCUGUGGAAAGUCAGUGAGCGUGAUAAGAGGCCAGAAGGCUACAACCUGAAAGAUGAGGAGGGCCGACUCCGGGAUCCUGCCACCAUCACAACCCUGCGGGUGCCCGUCCUGAGACCCAUGGACCUGAUGGUGGAGGCCACCCCACGAAGAGUGUUUGCCAAUGCGCACACGUACCACAUCAACUCCAUAUCUGUCAACAGCGACUACGAGACCUACAUGUCUGCUGACGACCUGAGGAUUAAUCUGUGGAACUUUGAGAUAACCAAUCAGAGUUUUAAUAUCGUGGACAUCAAGCCAGCCAACAUGGAGGAGCUCACAGAGGUGAUCACCGCGGCCGAGUUCCACCCCCAUCACUGCAACACCUUUGUAUACAGCAGCAGCAAGGGGACAAUCCGGCUGUGCGACAUGCGGGCAUCCGCCCUAUGUGACAGGCACACCAAGUUUUUUGAAGAGCCGGAAGAUCCAAGCAACAGAUCGUUUUUCUCUGAAAUUAUCUCUUCAAUUUCGGAUGUGAAGUUCAGCCACAGUGGGAGGUAUAUCAUGACCAGAGACUAUCUGACCGUGAAAGUCUGGGACCUCAACAUGGAAAAUCGCCCUAUCGAGACUUACCAGGUUCAUGACUACCUCCGCAGCAAGUUGUGCUCCCUCUAUGAAAAUGACUGCAUUUUUGAUAAAUUUGAGUGUGUGUGGAACGGGUCGGACAGUGUCAUCAUGACGGGCUCCUACAACAACUUCUUCAGGAUGUUCGACCGGAACACCAAGCGUGAUGUGACCCUUGAGGCCUCGAGGGAAAACAGCAAACCCCGGGCUAUCCUCAAACCCCGAAAAGUGUGCGUCGGGGGCAAGCGAAGAAAAGACGAGAUCAGUGUCGACAGUCUGGACUUUAGCAAAAAGAUCUUGCAUACAGCUUGGCAUCCUUCAGAAAAUAUUAUAGCAGUGGCGGCUACAAAUAACUUAUAUAUAUUCCAGGACAAGGUUAACUAGGAGGACAAGCUAUCACUUAGUCUCACAUACUGAAUACUAGUCAAACAAGUUUUUAAAUGUUUCUUUGGGUCUUCAUUUGAUGCAUUGAGUUUCAUUUCCCUAUGCAUAAAACGAUUGGAAUAGAAUUAAAAAGGAGUUCAAUGUUCCCAGCUCCCCAAUUCUAAGGAACUUUUGUCAAAGUCAGUAGACUCGGGCCACUUCUGUUUAGAAUCGAGAGCUGCCAACUGGCACUAAUUCUUCCAUAGUUGACUUGAAUUUCUGAUGCGUUCAUUCAUUGCUCGGUUUCCUCUGGUGGGUUCUGUGUUUUGUUUCUAGGUGUCUGCUGCGAUAAAAUGAGAUUGUCUGUAGUAUUUAAGGAGAAAAGAGAUAAGGUUUUUUUUUUAAUUAAGCAAUUCCAUUUGUUUGAAAAAAAUCAACAAAAAAUAAACACUGUUUACUCUUA
Peromyscus californicus insignis is the source of this 2582-nucleotide messenger RNA. RefSeq names its product protein phosphatase 2 regulatory subunit Bbeta (gene Ppp2r2b). Gene Ontology annotation, cellular component: protein phosphatase type 2A complex; cytosol. Gene Ontology annotation, molecular function: protein phosphatase regulator activity; protein binding. The record is from RefSeq and is a predicted model, not a curated record. The transcript is spliced from 11 exons. Gene Ontology annotation, biological process: peptidyl-serine dephosphorylation. NCBI's taxonomy places the organism in Eukaryota, Metazoa, Chordata, Mammalia, Rodentia, Cricetidae. Bases 761 to 2140 code for a protein of 459 amino acids.